AGGCGGAUCGGAUCGGAUCGGAUCGGAUCGGAGCAGAUCUUACACGCACCUGCACCGGGAGCUGAAAAGCAGCUCUUUCGAGCUGCAGCUUCUGGAGACAGCUGAGCUUGAGUCCUGCGGGGUGACAGACGGGACGGGACCGGCUUCCUUUGUCCUGGCCGCGGCCCCGCGGAGAAGUUAGGUGAGGGUAGCCGUCCUGGGGUCCCGAUCACAGACUGGGACAGCGUCCUCGUCCCGAGCAGUCCCAGGCUGAGCGGGGCUCUCCCUGCAGCUGGGGCUGACCCUCCACCUAUCUCUCUUCAGGGUCCCCUAUUCCCACCCCUGCCCCGCCUCUCCCUCUGUCCCUGCGCCCAUGACGGAUCCCCUGAUGCUUCCCCUGAGCCACGGAGUUUCGGGGCUGCAGCCUCACCGCGUGGGGGCGGGGAAUCUACCUACCGGCCCCCACGUAUUCCGGACCCUAUCCCCCGCGGCCGACGGCUUCCCGCACCCCUAUGCUGGGCCGGGGCUUGAGAACGGUGACCUGCGCCUCCGGUCCAGCUCAGCGGUCCAGUUGGGACCCCAGCUGUCAGGGCCCGGGACUCUGCUGUACCCGGGUCAGCCCGGGCCCUUCCCGGGGCCCCCGCGGCCGCCGCAGCUCGCGGCCAGCUUGCACAGGCAGAAACUCCAUCCGUUCUACCAGGGCCACUCUACGGGGUGUGCCCUGGGACCGGGGACCCCGCGGUGCUGGCCAGGCCCUCUGGGCCCAGACCUGGCGCCCCCCGCGCUGACCUUGAGCUGUGUGGACGCCGAGCUCAUCGACGAGGAGACGCUGACUUCUCUGGAACAGGAGCUGGGGCUAGACCGGGUGCAAGAGUUGCCCGAGCUCUUCCUGGGCCAGAACGAAAUCGACUGCCUCUGGGACUUUGGGGGCAAACAGCAGGCAGGAGCCGUGAGCUGCUGAGGGGCCCAGGACUCUGGCCUUUCGAAUUUUUCCCAUGCCUUCUUCCCCUAGCCAGUCUAGCAGACAGUCAGGCCGAGCCCAAUUCCAAUCUCUUUAACAGCUUAGGAGCCUUGCCCCUGGAUCCCUUUUGGCUAGUAUCUGGAGUAAAGAGACUAAAGCUUGGAGGGAGGGGGUCAAGUUUGGGGAGGAGCUCCACCACCCUCAGAAUUUGCUGUCUGUGUCCCUGGGGUUUAAAAGGUCUGGGUUCAUGAUUGUGGAGGAGAUGCCAUGGUAUUUCGGAAUGCCUGUCUGACUCUCCAGUCUAUCCUUAUUUAAUGAUAGACAAGGGCACAGUCAGGAUUUGAACCCAGGUCUUCUGGCUCUAAGCUCUUUCCCACCACACCAGACUUCUUGACUGUGGGGGCUGUUUGCUGGGGGUGGGAGGGGAAUUACAGAUGCCUGCCUUUGUACCCUCCCGUGCUGAGCCAUUUUGGGCUAAGGGUCUCUACUAGACCUUUCCUUUCCACCUUCCCAGACUCCCUCCCACCUGGCUGAAACGACCACCCAGCACUUGGCAAGGUGGACCCCUAUACUUAUCUCAGGGGCAUGGGCAGGGUGUGCCUGGGUCACUGCCAUAGUUGGACUUUUUCUGCAAGCCACUGGCUCUUUGGGGGAAUUCCCCAACUCGUGGGUGACUAACUGGCUUAAGGUCACUGCCCUCUUUCUCUGCCUUGCAAGCCAAAAUAAAUAUUUCCUUUUGG
Messenger RNA from Trichosurus vulpecula (common brushtail), 1680 nucleotides. RefSeq names its product Cbp/p300 interacting transactivator with Glu/Asp rich carboxy-terminal domain 4 (gene CITED4). The coding region runs from base 353 to 940 and encodes 195 amino acids. Gene Ontology annotation, cellular component: nucleus. The record is from RefSeq and is a predicted model, not a curated record. NCBI's taxonomy places the organism in Eukaryota, Metazoa, Chordata, Mammalia, Diprotodontia, Phalangeridae. The transcript has a single exon. Gene Ontology annotation, biological process: regulation of DNA-templated transcription.